CUGCACGUUUGGGGUUAUGCUUCAUGGGCACUUGGAGGCACUCCGGAUCAUUAAGGAAAGAAGAUCUGCCAAUAUUGUUAUGUGUAGCAUUCAGCUCGAGCGUGCAUCGAGACUGUGUGCGUGUUUGGAAAGGACUGGAAAAUGUUGGGCAGUUGGAAACACCGGGUCCCUUGCUGUAAAUCUCUAUAGAGACGGUCGCUCAUUACUGAAAGCUGAUGCCGAGCUCGGAGAAAAUCAUAUGACGCAAAAAUACGCUUCAGUGUCCCCUACAUCCGCUCAUUUUCUCCUGAUACUGGUCAAAUCCACCAGGGCCGCUCGGCUUUUCGCCUCGGUACUGAGGAGAGGAGAGGACAGGAGAAGAGAGGAGAGGACAGGAGAGGAGAGGACAGGAGAAGAGAGGAAAGGACAGGAGAGGAGAGGAGGACUCCUGCUUGUACAUCACGUGUUCCGUUAAACUCGCGGAAAAACGGAGCCUGCCUCACACAUUACGAGUGGAUCUAGCGAACCGUCCCGACUUUUUUCCCCUCUGCGUUUCUAUGACAACAGGCACGGCUCGAGAAGAGUUCGGUGCGUGACGGGGUGCGCUCGGUUUGCGCAGUUCGGCGCAAAGGGGAGGCGGAAACACCCACGGCAUAUCCCACCAUCCUUCCUUCAGCCCGAUGUAUGCAUCUUGUUUUUACGAGUGCGGACUUUCCUCUAACCUCUGGAAACUCAAAAGGACGCCACUAUGGUGCAUCAUUCCGGAUCGAUACAGUCCUUCAAGCAACAAAAGGGCAUGCACACCAGUAUCAGCGAGAUCCUGAAGGAGAAGAACCUGAAGUCGUCUCGACGCAGUCUGCCCUGUCUAGCUCAAAGUCAAACACAUCCUCACAACCUCAGCCACUUCCUCUCUGUGCCUCUGAAUCCGGAGCCCAAAGCAAACACAAACACCCACAGUGUCCGUGCCUCCUGUACACACAUCACCCCUCCAUCCACAGAUGUUAAUAAUGGCCAGUAUGUAGAGGAGAUGGAGACAGCAGUGUAUGAGUCUAGAACAGACAAAUCACUCCUUAUCCAGCAGAAGCCUGCAUCAAGAGGCAAGCUGGAGGCUCGUACGGAUUCAGUACAGGGAACUAAUCCAGUAAAUGCCAAAGGGCUUUUGUUUCGAGAUGGCAAGAAACGAAUUGACUAUAUUCUGGUGUAUAAGAAGUCCAGUCCUCAGGUUGAGAAGAGAUGCACUUUUGAGCGGAACCUGCGUGCAGAGGAACUGAUGCUGGAGAAAGAGCCCUCUUUAACCAACAAUGACAUAAUGUUUGUAAAGAUACAUGCUCCAUGGGACACGCUGUGUAAAUAUGCAGAGCAAAUGAACAUCAGAAUGCCUUUCAGGUACAGGAAAAAGUGCUACCUCUCAGACUGGAAAAAGAAGACCAUGGGAAGUCGAUUUCAUUUGAGAUGCCGUCAAAUAAAGAGUUGGCUGCCUAGGAACCCGAUGAAGCUGGAUAAGGAGGCACUGCCUGAUCUGGAGGAGACAGAUUGCUACACUGCCCCCUUCAGCAGGGCCAGAAUGCAUCAUUUUACCAUCAACAACAGAGAUUCCUUCUUCUCCAACUCCACCAGAAGCAGAAUAGUGCACCACGUAUUACAGCGCACCAAGUAUGAGGACGGCAAGUCAAAGAUGGGUAUCAACCGUUUACUUGGCAAUGGCACAUAUGAGGCUGCAUUUCCCCCUCAUGAGGGAAGCUACAAGAGCAGACAUCCGAUAAAGACGCAUGGGGCUCAGAACCACAGACACUUGCUCUAUGAGCGAUGGGCUCGCUGGGGCAUGUGGUACAAAUACCAGCCUUUGGACCUCAUACGGCGGUACUUUGGGGAAAAGAUUGGCCUGUAUUUUGCAUGGUUGGGUUGGUACACGGGUAUGUUGAUUCCAGCAGCGCUGGUUGGCCUUUUUGUCUUCCUCUACGGCCUCUUCACCAUGGACUCCAGCCAAGUGAGUAAAGAGAUCUGUGAGGCCAACACCACCAUCAUGUGCCCCAUGUGUGAAGUGAACUGCAGCGCCUGGAAACUCAGUGACAGCUGUGUCUAUGCAAAGGUCACUCAUCUCUUUGAUAAUGGGGGCACAGUCUUCUUUGCCAUUUUUAUGGCAAUAUGGGCCACCGUCUUCCUUGAAUUCUGGAAAAGAAGGAGAGCAGAACUGACCUAUGACUGGGAUUUAAUUGACUGGGAGGAGGAAGAGGAGGAACUACGGCCCCAGUUCGAAGCAAAGUACUCGCGAAAGGAGAGAGUGAACCCCAUCUCAGGCAAACCAGAACCUUUCCAGCCAUUCAGUGACAAACUCAGUCGCCUCAUGGUCUCUGUGUCGGGGAUCUUCUUCAUGAUCUCCCUGGUGCUGACAGCAGUGUUUGCUGUGGUGGUUUUCCGGCUCAUUGCCAUGGAGAAGUUCGCGUCCUUCCAGUGGGAGUUUGUAAAGAAGAACUGGCAGUUUGCAACCUCUGGCACUGGAGUCUGCAUCAACUUCCUGAUUAUCAUGUCUCUCAAUGUGGUUUACGAGAAAGUGGCCUAUCUGUUAACAAAUCUUGAACACCCACGGACCGAGUCUGAAUGGGAGAACAGCUUUGCCCUCAAGAUGUUUCUCUUCCAGUUUGUCAACUUGAACAGCUCCACCUUCUACAUUGCUUUCUUCCUAGGAAGGUUUGCAGGCAGGCCUGGAGAUUAUAAUAAGCUGUUUAACCGCUGGAGAAUGGAGGAGUGCCAUCCUAGUGGCUGUCUUAUUGAUUUAUGCUUGCAAAUGGGAGUGAUCAUGGUGUUAAAACAGAUUUGGAAUAACUUCAUGGAGCUGGGCUACCCGCUGUUACAGAACUGGUGGUCUCGGCGGAAGAUGAGGCGAGUAGGAGAACAGAAUAACGUGGAAAGCAAAGUACAGCUGCCUCAAUGGGACAAAGACUGGAACUUACAGCCCAUGAAUGCCCAUGGCCUAGUGGAUGAGUACCUAGAGAUGGUGCUCCAGUUUGGUUUCACCACCAUCUUUGUGGCGGCAUUUCCUCUGGCCCCUCUGCUGGCUCUGCUCAACAACAUCAUCGAGAUCAGACUGGAUGCAUACAAAUUUGUGACACAGUGGAGGAGACCCAUGCCAGCCAGAGCGACUGAUAUUGGAAUCUGGCAUGGUAUCCUAGAGGGCAUUGGUGUGGUGGCUGUCAUUACAAAUGCAUUUGUCAUUGCCAUCACAUCUGACUACAUUCCUCGGUUUGUCUAUGCCUUUAAAUAUGGGCCCUGCGUGGACAAAGGCUACCACCAUGACCAAUGCCUGAGAGGAUAUAUGAACAGUAGUCUGUCUGUAUUUGACAUGGGAGAGCCAAAGAACGGAAGUCAGUAUGAAACACGACACUGCAGGUAUCGAGACUACAGAGCUCCACCAUGGAGCUCAAAGCCCUAUGAGUUCACCCUGCAGUUCUGGCAUGUGCUCGCCGCCAGACUGGCCUUCAUCAUCGUAUUUGAACACCUGGUGUUUGGCAUUAAGACCUUCAUUGCUCAUUUGAUCCCAGACAUGCCUAAAGACCUGUGUGAACGCAUGCGCAGGGAGAAGUACCUCAUGCAGGAGAUGAUGUAUGAAGCAGAGUUGGAGCACCUGCAGAAGGAGAGGAAGAAAAAUGGCAAGCGUUAUCACCAUGAGUGGCCUUAGCUGUGCCUAACAGAUGGACAUAUCAAAUGCACAUCCAUGCACACACCAAUGAAUAAAUGCUAGAGCACAUAGGAAUACAGGCACAGUGGAGGACCGUGCAGGAACUGCAAAAUAUUUGCAUUUACUCAUGCAUGCAUGUCCAUGCCACAGCUUUGGAUGGCUAAGCUUUACUCAACAAGUCCUCAACACAUGCUACCCACUUUGAUUGCUUUUUUUUCUUUGCUGGUGAAUCAGAUAGUGAGGCUCAAGCUCUUUGAAGAACAUUUGCUCUUGAGUGGACAGUCCUGCUCCACACCAAAGAGCUCCUUCCUUGACUCUUGCCUAAGGCCUUCCCAUCAUCUUCUGGCUGAACAUCAGAAUCCUGGAUGAGAUUUUGCUUUUAUCCUCUCUUAUACCACUCCUGCUGUAUUUUGCCUCUGCCAGCUUUGCUCAAUUCUGAACCGUCUUUUGUUUGUUUGUAUGUUUUUCAAAAGGGAACAGGAUGCAAUUGUAUUGUUUACUAUGCAGAAGAAGGGCUUUGGAGUUUGUCCUCAAUCUACACACCUUCGUCACUCUCCAUAGCUCCUUCCUCUCUCGCUAUUUUUCUCGUUUUCUCUGGCAGCUAAUAAACCGCUAUCAACUACACUCUAUCUAAGUAUCUCUCUUUCAGUGAAGUGCAGUUUGGCCUUUGCUUUCAUGCUUGGUGUUUGUAAUAUCAAGGACUUGCUUUAUCCUGUUCGCUGCGCAUCACAAUUUCGUAAAUUUCUCUUCAUAGAAAAAUGACUUUUCAGGUAAUGUGGAUGCCACGUUAUGCAAAAGUACAGCAAAUUGAUAUAAACAUUAUGUACCAUUCUAACUUAGCAUGCAGAUUGAACAUUCUAAAUCCAAAAAAUGUUUUGUGUUACUUUUAUCUUCCAGUGUUUUGUAGAUUUAUUUGAAAUGACUUGUUAUUUACUUGUAUUGCGGUAGGAUGUGUGUUGACUGGGACUGUGUUUUGCUGUGAGCUGAAUGGAGAUUCAGAAUGUCUUUGUUCAAGGUGUGGUUUGUAUGCCUACAAUGGUACAUGAUGCAUUCAUCUACAGCAUGUGUAUCUCCACAGGCCUGGUCCUUCAUAAAAUGGGGUAGAUUACAGGAUUUUUAAAAUAGGUUUUAGUCAUGAUUGUAAGAUAAGAACAAGCUUCAGUCACUCACAGCAUCUGUAUAGAAAGUAUAGGCAGAUGUAGGACAGAAGGUAAUAUGUUUAAAACUAGGAGUGAGUAGCAUUUGGUGAAACUUUACAUAAACACGACAGUUUGGAAAAGCCUUCUUUUUUUUAUUUCAUCCCAGUUAUUGGAUAGUAAGAACAUCCCCAGGUAUGUGUUGUUGUGUGUGUUUAUCCAUUUAUCCAAGGCUAGUCAUUUCAAAUACUAUCAUCAAUAUUAUCAAUACUAUCAUCUGUCUCAGCUACCUGUACUCAUUAGUCUCAGUAGUAUAUCCAUUGCUAUGUAGCCGACUGAAUACAAGGGUUAAUUACUUUUCUCCUCUCUGCUCUGCUUACAGUACACAGUAGCUCUAUGUGUAUGCCUGUAUGUAACUGAGAGAAAGCAAGAAGGUGUGUCUUAUAAUGAAUGCUGCUGUCACAUAUCUCACUCUUUAUUUUGCCAGUCCCCAAAGUGAUGUAUCUGUUCUCAUCAGGCCCCUGUACGUCUCUGCAGGUGAAACCAAAUUGAUAUCAUUUUUACCUCCCUUAUAAUUAAAUCUUUAAUCUGCAUUCUGAAGUAUAUAACUUUGCACUUUUGCAUGGACAUACUGUAUAAGACAUAAUCAUACACCACUCAGAAGAAAGGAGCACUUUAAAAGCAUGGAUCAUUUCCCUGUACCUCAGCAAACAGAACAAGACAGUAAGAUGACAAAGUCUCUGCAGUGAAAGCUAAAGUAAGGCAAUUAUAUGCUGUAUUUUAUUGUCGUUUAUUUAUUUAUUUAUUUAUGAUUGGUUGAUUAGAGACGGCAGUCAUACACUGAAAUAGAGUGUAGAGAUCUGCCGAUUUCAGGUGACAAACUGUUUCUGGUACCUUUGCCCAAAAUGCAGCGUGUGAUUUGUAACAUGCCAUUCUUUCACCAUGAUGUAUGUGGUAAUCUAUGCAUGAUCUCAGCCAUGACGGCUGCAACUGUCUGGUGUUCUAUUGAAAAACACGUGUGUGUUCUGGUGCCCUUUUACUGUGGAGUCUGCAUGGAGUGCAUUGCUUAGUCCAAGAUUAUCUGAUCUGUGAUCAGUUUGUUGUAUUAGUGCACUACUGUCAAUCAUGUUCACUCUCAGUUCGACCAUCUUGCACUGGAAUUGGCGUAAUCCUCUGAGAAAUUAUUUCCUAGAAGCCUGGUAAUGAAUUAUCUCAGUACUCUAACAAAGGUUAUUUGUUGAUGAAACAAUAUUAUCUAUGAUUGGAUACACCUGACACACACACACUUAACAAAAAAGAGUUUUUGAGACAGUAAGUAAAGCAUACAAUAUACCUUGAAGGUCCAUAUUUAAAAUAGAUUUAUUUAAUUAGGAACAAGAGCACUUGUUAUUGUGACACAAACUUCAGUCGAAUAAACAAAACUGGAGUGUCAUUUAUUUUCAAAUCAGGUAUUCUAUAAAAAGCAAUGGCUAUGACAUGACAUUUUACAUUGCUUACAUUGCAAAAUAAUACUGAUUGUAGUUAUGAAAGAGUGUAAUAUCCUUUAUGCAUUAGUGAGAUAUGCACAAUUGCAGUGACUCAUGACGGGUAAUAUGUUAAACAGGCAAUAUUUGCUCACUCAAUGAGUUAAAAGGAU
Molecule: messenger RNA, 6427 nt
Organism: Ictalurus punctatus (channel catfish)
Lineage: Eukaryota; Metazoa; Chordata; Actinopteri; Siluriformes; Ictaluridae
Gene: ano3
Product: anoctamin 3
Exons: 26
Coding region: 728-3655 (975 amino acids)
Biological process (GO): chloride transmembrane transport
Cellular component (GO): plasma membrane
Molecular function (GO): protein dimerization activity; chloride channel activity
Source: RefSeq, a predicted model, not a curated record